Molecule: messenger RNA, 2346 nt
Organism: Meriones unguiculatus (Mongolian gerbil)
Lineage: Eukaryota; Metazoa; Chordata; Mammalia; Rodentia; Muridae
Gene: Igsf8
Product: immunoglobulin superfamily member 8
Exons: 7
Coding region: 210-2060 (616 amino acids)
Source: RefSeq, a predicted model, not a curated record
CCGGAGCCGCGGAGGGCGGGAAGAGCUGCGGGAGGAGGGGAAGGAGGGAGAAGGGCGGGGAGUUGGCGGCUCCCUCUCGUCCGGGCUCUGCGCACCCACGCUUUGCCGCUCCGUCUUCUGGCCCCCGACCCGGGCAUGCGCCCCCCGCGGUCCUGGCCCCCCAGAGCCCACGCCGCCCCGCGGAGCCUCCCCAGAGCCGCCUACGCAGAAUGGGCGCCCCCGGCCCCACGCCGCUGAGUUCGCUGCUGCUGCUGCCGCUGCUGCUGCUGCUGCUAAUGCUCGGAGUCAGGUGCUAUGGCCGGCAGGUGCAUGUCCCCAAGGGGCCUCUUUACCGUGUGGCUGGCACCGCUGUCUCUAUCUCCUGCAACGUGAGUGCCUAUGAGGGCCCUUCUCAGCAAGACUUUGAGUGGUUCAUGUACAGACCAGAGGCCCCAGCCACUUCCCUGGGCAUCAUCAGCACCAAGGACAAACAGUUCUCCUACGCUGUCUUCGGGCCUCGCGUGGCAUCCGGUGACCUGCAGGUGCAGCGCCUGAAAGGGGAUUCCGUGGUGCUCAAGAUUGCUCGCCUGCAGGCCCAGGACUCUGGCUUUUAUGAAUGCUACACCCCCUCUACGGAUUCCCAGUACCUGGGCAACUAUAGUGCUAAAGUGGAACUGAGAGUUCUUCCAGAUGAGCUGCAGGUAUCUGCUGCCCCUCCAGGGCCCCGGGGACGCCAGGCUGCAACCUCCCCCUCACGCCUGACAGUGCAUGAGGGGCAGGAGCUGGCCCUGGGCUGCCUGGCUCAGACCAAAACAAAGAAGCACACACACCUGUCGGUGUCCUUUGGGAGAGCCACGCCUGAGGCGCCAGUGGGGCGGGCCACUCUUCAGGAAGUGGUGGGACUGCGCUCCGACAUGGCCGUGGAGGCUGGAGCUCCCUAUGCCGAGAGGCUGGCUGCCGGGGAGCUGAGGCUGAGCAAGGAAGGGACCGACCGCUACCGCAUGGUGGUUGGGGGUGCUCAGGCCGGGGACUCCGGCACCUACCACUGCACUGCUGCCGAGUGGAUUCAGGAUCCUGAUGGCUCCUGGGUCCAGAUUGCAGAGAAGAGAGCCGUCCUGGCCCACGUGGAUGUGCAGACGCUGUCCAGCCAGCUGGCGGUGACCGUGGGACCCGGCGAACGCCGGAUUGGCCCGGGUGAGCCCCUUGAACUGCUGUGCAACGUGUCAGGGGCCCUGCCCCCACCAGGCCGUCACGCCGCGUACUCUGUGGGCUGGGAGAUGGCCCCUGCCGGGGCUCCUGGGCCUGGCCGCCUGGUGGCCCAGCUGGACACUGAAGGUAUAGGUAGCUUGGGCCCUGGUUAUGAGGACCGGCACAUUGCCAUGGAGAAAGUGGCAUCCAGAACCUACCGACUACGGCUGGAGGCUGCCAGGCCCGGUGAUGCAGGCACCUACCGCUGCCUCGCCAAAGCCUAUGUUCGAGGCUCCGGGACCCGGCUUCGGGAAGCGGCCAGUGCUCGAUCCCGGCCUCUCCCUGUGCACGUGAGAGAAGAAGGUGUGGUGCUGGAGGCCGUGGCGUGGCUGGCGGGGGGCACCGUGUACCGGGGAGAGACCGCCUCCCUGCUCUGCAACAUCUCCGUGCGGGGCGGCCCCCCAGGGCUGCGCCUAGCAGCCAGCUGGUGGGUGGAGAGACCCGAGGAGGGCGAGCUGAGUUCUGGCCCCGCUCAGCUGGUGGGUGGAGUGGGUCAGGACGGCGUGGCAGAGCUGGGAGUCCGCCCCGGAGGGGGGCCUGUCAGCGUGGAGCUGGUGGGCCCCAGAAGUCACCGACUGAGACUGCACAGCUUGGGGCCCGAGGACGAAGGCAUCUACCACUGUGCCCCGAGUGCCUGGGUGCAGCAUGCCGACUACAGCUGGUACCAGGCAGGCAGCGCGCGCUCCGGGCCUGUCACCGUCUACCCCUACACGCAUGCUCUGGAUACCCUGUUCGUGCCCUUGUUGGUGGGUACAGGAGUCGCCCUAGUCACUGGUGCCAGCGUCCUCGCUACCAUCACCUGCUGCUUUAUGAAGAGGAUGCGGAAGCGGUGAUCAGUAGCACCCCAGUUCUUGCAGGUUGUCAACUGUCUUCCAACCAGCGCCACCCCUCAUCCGGUUGCCUGGAUACCUUUGCCCUCUGCCCAGCCCUCCUUAAUUUAUUUGACCUGGCCCCAUCCACAGUGGGAGACGUGGCUCCCCCAUUCCCCUGCCCCAUUCCCCACACCUUUCCUCAAGUUUUCUGGCCUGUGUUCUUGGUCUCGCACUUAUACUGUAGGAAGGCCAGUUCCUGUCCUCAAACUAGUUUUUCUAAAAUGUGAAUAAACUGGUUUUAUAGAAA